Messenger RNA from Chlorella variabilis, 2010 nucleotides. RefSeq lists its product as hypothetical. Lineage: Eukaryota; Viridiplantae; Chlorophyta; Trebouxiophyceae; Chlorellales; Chlorellaceae. The record is from RefSeq and is a predicted model, not a curated record. Gene Ontology annotation, biological process: intracellular protein transport; vesicle-mediated transport. Gene Ontology annotation, cellular component: vacuole; CORVET complex. Bases 1 to 2010 code for a protein of 669 amino acids. The transcript has 18 exons.
AUGCAGAAAUUCACGCCCACGUUAGAAAAGGGCCCGAUCCCGCUGCGCCCGAUCAGGGAUGCCGCCCGCCGCGCGCUGCUGGACCUGCUGGAUAGCGUGCGCGGGCGCAAGGCGCUGGUGCUGGAGGCGGGGUUUGAGGCGCCACUGGGGCUGAUCGCCGACGCGCUCACCCUCAAGGAGCACGGCGUGGAAGUGUUUUGCCUGCUGGAGGCGCAGCCCUCGGUGGUGGAUGCGCUGGUGGACAAGGGGGUGCGCCAGCUGGUGUACCUCACGCACGGCCAGCUGGGCGCGUGCCAGGCGGCGGCGCGCCACGUGCGCAUGUGCCAGCAGGGCGCCGCCGCCGUCGGGGGCGGCGCCCACUCCUUCGACUUCACUCUGGUGCUGAUGCCAGGGCGUACCGCGGUGGCUGAGCGCAUCCUCGAGGAGCAGGGUGUGCUGGGGGAUGUGGCGCUGAGGGAGCUGGCGCUUGACUGGGUGCCGCUGGAUGAGGACCUGCUCAGCCUGGAGCUGCCCUCAGCCUUCAAGGCGCGCAGGCUGCUCAAUACCUGGUCAUCCUGCUUUCCUUGUGCCACUGCUUGUUUUUCUUUUCAAAGGGGCAGGACCCCGGCGGGGGUGGAGCUGACUGUGGAUCGCGACAAGAGCAGCCUGUUCCUGGUGGCGCGUGCGCUGCACCAGCUGCAGCAGCAGUGGGGCACCAUCCCACACUUGAAGGGAAAGGGGGACUCGGCGGCGGCAGUGCAGCGCAUCAUGUCCCGCAUGCGGCAGGAGCAGGGCACGGAGGCGCCCGCCGCGGGUGCCGAUGGCAUUGACACGCUCAUCCUGCUGGACCGCUGUGUGGACAUGGUGACGCCCAUGUGCACGCAGCUGACGUAUGAGGGUCUGCUGGACGAGGUGUUUGGGCUGACCUGCGGCCAGAUGAAGGCAGAGGCGCCCGCAGCGGCGGCGGCGGCAGCAGCAGACGGCGGUGGCGCAGGCGGCAGCAGUACCGCAGCUUCUGCCGCCCCCAAGAAGGUGUAUGGCCUGAACUCUGCGGAUGCGGUGUUCCGGGAGACGCGGGACCAGUUCUAUGUGGGGGCUCGCAAGUGGCUGAACGAGACGCUGCGCACCAUCCAGCAGUUCCGCGACCAGGGCAUGCACACCGCGGACAUCAACCAGCUGCGCGGCUUCGUGGCGGAGCUGCGCGAGAAGUUUGUGCGGCUGCCGCUGCACAGCGGGCUGGUGGAGCAGCUGGCGGCCGCCAUCCAGGCGCCCGGCUUUGUGGCGCGGCAGGCGGUGGAGGCGGGGCUGCUGGAUGAGGGCGACGAGAUGCCCGCCAUAGAGGACCUGAUGUACCAGGGGGAGGGCCUGCUGCCUGUACUGCGCCUGCUGCUGCUGUACUGCGCCGUGCAUGGCGGCGUGCCCACGCGCCACUACGAAAACCUGAGGCGCGACAUCCUCAACACAUACGGCCACCAGCACCUCCUCACACUGGCCUCCCUGGCCAAAGCAGGCCUGCUGCAGCGGCGCGAGGGGCGGCGCAGCGCCUUCCCUGCCGCCAAGCAGCAGCUGCGCCUGCUGCUGCAGGAGGGGGAGCAGAUAGACGAGUCCAGCCCGCAGGACAUCCACUACACCUUUGCCGGCUACGCCCCCCUCAGCGUGCGCCUCGUGCAGCAGGCGCUAUCAGCUUCCGGCUGGGCGGGCAUCGACUCCCUGCUGCAGCAGCUGCCCGGCCAGCAGUUUGAGCUGUGCCAGGGCAGCGAUGAGCAGGGGAUGCCCGUGGAGCGGCGGCAGGGCGGCGGCAAGGCGGCGGCCGAGGCCGCGGCCGCGGCCGCCAGCGGCAGGCGGAGGCGGGUCAUGGUUGUGUUCAUCGGCGGCGUGACGUGCGCAGAGGUGUCUGCGCUGCGCUUCCUGAGCCAGAAGGGGCUGGCCAACUGCGACUUCCUCAUAGCUACCACCGCCAUGUGCACCGGCGGCAGCCUGCUGAGCGGCCUGGCGGCGCAGGGGGCACCGCAGCUGGCGGCAGAGGCGUAG